This is a messenger RNA of Thalassophryne amazonica, 2199 nucleotides long. It is a transcript of the gene rab3il1, whose product is annotated as RAB3A interacting protein (rabin3)-like 1. The transcript is spliced from 11 exons. The record is from RefSeq and is a predicted model, not a curated record. Lineage: Eukaryota; Metazoa; Chordata; Actinopteri; Batrachoidiformes; Batrachoididae. Gene Ontology annotation, molecular function: guanyl-nucleotide exchange factor activity. The coding region runs from base 16 to 1335 and encodes 439 amino acids. Gene Ontology annotation, cellular component: Golgi to plasma membrane transport vesicle. Gene Ontology annotation, biological process: exocytosis.
CCACCCGAGAGCGAUAUGGAUGCUUUUGAAGGAAUUCAUAGUGUCCAUAUUUCUUCUUCACCACCUUCUGGACCUUCUGCAAACCCAGGAUAUGAAGUCCUUAAGCUGGGGAGAUCAGGAAUAGCAGUAUAUUCCUCUGCAAUCUUUUUCAGUACACCUGAUGUCCUGAAAGAGGUAGCACCCAGAUACCCAGAGUCCAACAGGGCGACUGAAGAGCAUGGCUGUGCUGUUGGAAGGCUGGUAGAUCUGGAUCCAGAACCAGUACACAAACUAGAAGGAGGUAACCAGCCUGACCCAAUAUCGGGCAUGGACGAUGGCAGUUUCUCCCGGCUUCGGAGUUCUUCACUGGAAAUUAGAGAAAAGGGCUCCGAGAUCCUCAGAGAACAGCUGGAUGCAGCAAAGAAGGAACUGAAGCUAAAAGACAAGGAGUGUGAGCGUCUGUCUCAGGUCAGGAAUCAGCUGGAGCAGGAGCUGGAGGAGCUGACCGCCAGUCUGUUUCAGGAAGCUCAUAAGAUGGUGCGAGAUGCAAACGUCAAACAAGCAGCAGCAGAGAAACGGCUGACGGAGGCUCAGGGGAAGAUUGAUGUUCUGCAAGCAGAGGUCACCGCCCUCAAGACCCUGGUGUUGACAUCAACACCUUCUUCUCCAAAUCGCCAACUGCACCCACAGCUUCAGUCGUCAGGUACGAGGGGAUCAUACAAGCAAUUUGGGGGUCACAUUCACAACAAGAACACGAGUGGUUCACUUCCACCCUCACCUGGAACGUUGGAUGCUUCAUCAAUUUUACUUCAACCAGUAACUCAAGAGGACAGAGAGAUGGACUUGGUUCUAUAUACAGAAUUUUUGACAUGGAAGGAAAAGCUGAGUCUGGACCACUCCUCUGCCUUCCUCAGUCGCAUCUACAGAGAGGACAUCAUUCCCUGCCUCUCCUUCUCAAAAUCUGAGUUGUCACAGCUGGUGCAGAGUGCAGUAGAAAGCAACUCAUUGACCAUCGAGCCUGUGGCCAUGCCGGCUGUGCCGAUGGUUAAGGACUCGGCUGUCCAGUGUAGUGGGCCUAAUGGCUUUAGAGCAACAAUAGCAACAAAAUGUGCCUUAAGCGGAAUGUCCCAAAUUUGUCACCACCGCAUCAAACUUGGAGAUAAAGAGAGCUAUUACUACAUCUCUCCGUCCAGCCGAGCUCGGAUCACGGCUGUCUGCAAUUUUUUCACUUACAUCCGUUACAUCCAGCAGGGCUUGGUGAGACACGACGGGGAGCAGAUGUUCUGGGAAGUGAUGCGACUGCGCAGAGAGAUGACUGUGGCCAAGUUAGGCUUCUACCUCACUGACCAUAACUAGAAGACCAGCAGCUGGGUGGCAUAAUCCAAGAAACUUGGUUAUUCAGACAAGUAUGGGAUAAACUGUGCUAACAAACAGGCUUUGUGUCUGUUUAUGUAGCAGUAUUAGUGGCAUGAUAAAGGUCAGGCAACAAGGGAAGAAAAGCAAAAAGUACUUUAGUGCUACUUAUUAAUAUGCAGUAAGAUGAUUUGUCUUCAUUCAGCAUGGGUUGUAAGAAGUGAAAACUACCAUAGAUAUUCUUUCUGUAUUUGUAAACAUUUUCAGAUUCUACAACCCAAAAAAAGCCUACAAUCAUCAGCUAACUCUCUACCACUUAAGAGAAUCAUUUAAUUUUUUCCCAUCUUGUGAAGUCCAAACAUCUACAGUGGCUUACACACAACUCAUGUUUCAGCAUUAAUUUGUAAGCACAGUUUCUCUUCCCUCAUCUGUCACAAUUUUAAUCUGAAUUAAUUGUGAACGUAUACAAAUAACACUCCUGCCAAGGUGUUUGUUUACAUCGUGGCCUUUAUUUAGAUGGCACACUUUGCACUAUAAAUUCUCCAUGCUGCCUGUAUAACAACGCACAUGCAGGUAGGUAGACUUUUUUUUAAAAAAAUUGUAUUUUUUAUUUUUUUGAAGGAACAGCUUCUUUGCCUCGCCUGAAGGCUGUGUAGUCAAAUAGUGAUGUACGAGUUGUUGUUACACUCGUAGUUUUACACUCGUGUUACACUUGUAGUUGUUACACUUCUAAACUCAAACAAUACCACUUUCUUGUUGGAAACUGGGGCUUUAACAGAUGAAGUUAUGCAGACAUAUUGUUUACUGUGGUUUUGUCUGCAGUGUGUACUUAUGAUACAAGUGAUAAAUGAUUUUGUAUGAAGCACA